AUGGCAACAUCAUAUAGAGGAAAUAUAUCAAGUGGUAUCGAUCCAGUCGAUAAUUAUUUAUCAUUAAGUACAUUAAGAACAAUUGAGCAACUUGAUCAAGAAACAAAGGCAAACGAAGAUUGCUGUGAUAAUAUUUGUUGUUCGUGUUUUAACUAUUGGUGGAAUAUAAAGUUCAAUCAUCAACGUGCCAUUAUUCAUGUUGUCGAAAAGACAAUAUUUCACAUAGCAGUUGUAGUUCUUGUACUUAUCGAUUGUGUACUUGUUGUGAGUGAAUUACUACUCGAUUUUAUUUAUUUAAGUCAAAAAUGUGAUAGUAAAGCAAAAAAUACAUCACAUCAUGAAGAAGUAGAAAAUCCAAAAUUAGAAUUAGCUAUUGAAUUAUUACAUUAUGCAUCAAUUAUUUUAUUAGCUAUAUUCGUUCUUGAAGUCAUUGUCAAAAUAUAUGCGUUUGGAAAAAAAUGGUGGAAUUUUCGAGAAAAAAAAAUGGAAUGGCUAGAUGCAGCUAUUGUUAUUGUUUCGUUUGUUGUUGAUAUUUAUUUUUUACAAAAACCGAAUGUUAUAGCAGAAAUUUCUUUAUUAUUUAUAUCAUUUCGUUUGUGGCGUAUUAUUCGAAUCAUCAAUAGUGUGGCACAAUCGAUACGAGCAAAAGGUGAAACAGCGAAAAAGAAUUUAGCUGAUACAUAUUUACAAAUUAUUGAAUUACUGUUAAGUGUUUCAAGUAAAAAAACUGACGUCACUGCUGAACUUCGAAAUGACCUAACACGAGAAAAUUUCGAGAAAAUUAUAGAAAAAUUUACUACAAUCGAUCAAUCAUGUCGUUCAAUGUUAGUGCAAUGUCAAAAACCAUCAUCAAGGGAUGCUGUUACGGAUAUAGCACAAAAUCUACAAGAAACUCUUGAACAAAUACGUUCAACAUCAUCCAUAUUAGAUAUAAAAAAUAAAACUAAUCAAUAUAAAUGGAAAUAG
Rotaria socialis is the source of this 966-nucleotide messenger RNA. The record is from the annotation of a GenBank genome assembly. NCBI's taxonomy places the organism in Eukaryota, Metazoa, Rotifera, Eurotatoria, Philodinida, Philodinidae.